AAAAUUAUAUCUGAAAUAGUUUUGAAUUGAUUUUCAUUUAUUUAUAUUAAAUAAAAUCUAAAUAUUUUUAUACAAAUUACAAUUUAAAUGUUACCAUCACUCCUACCAAGUUAGGCGUAAGAGUAUACAAUUUUUAAAUAAAUUAGCCGGCUUUUAGAUAACAGGUGCUAGCGCCCGACUUGGAUAUUGUUGAAGCAAUAAAAACAUUUAUAAUGGUUCGAGUUAUAACUCAGGAAACUUACGACGAGGUAGUGAAGGAGAAUAUUGAUGAGUUUGAUAUGAGCCCAGAAGAGGCUAUUAAGGAAGCUAUAGCACAAUUUGAAGCCCAGGGUGUGGACUUGUCAAAUAUCAUUAAGGACUUAUCUCUUAGUUCAGAAGAUGUUCAUCUUGUGAGCGCAGCUGUUAAGAAGUUAAAAGAUAUUUGCAAUGAGGACAGUGAAGAGAUUAUAACACAACUCAAUGUAUUAAUGGCCGAAUGUAAUAAAGAUAUAGCACAUAGAAUACGAGCGGGAAAGGAAGGAGCAUAUACACUGCUAAUUGAGUUGUUAGAUAGACAUUUUAAAGGCUAUGUAGAAGGAAAGAAAGAAUUGGAAAGAUUUGUGCUUCAAGAAUUGAAUACCUUACGAGCCCUCAUGGAUACACAACCAGAUCUGUUGGAGCCUAAUGGUAUUAAUUUAAUGAAAAGGAUGCUUGAUGAGACACAAAAUCAAGAGAUAUUAAUUUUAACACUGAAGUGGAUUAGUAUUUGUUGUUUAAAACAUGAACAGAAUCGUCAGAGAAUAUUUGCUACUGAUAUUGUCAGCAAUUUCAAAGUUUUGCUGCAGAUAAAAGGAAAUACUAAACUUCUCAGUGAGACACUAUUGGCCAUUAGAAGAUUUCCUCUAGACGACGACAUCAGGGUUGAGUUCGGAAAGGCACACGAACAUGCCAGAGAUUUCGCCAUACAGCUACUGGACUCACUCACUGAUAUACUUAUAGAGAACAGUGCACCCAGCUGCGCGGGCGAGGUGAUGUCUACAGUCAGCGCGUUACUUGUACGUCACGAGUUGUGCGCGACGGCCGCGCGGUGCUGCGACGCGCUGUUCGCCUUACUGGCGGACAACUACGACAACGUGGUCGUUACACAGCAGGCUGUUAAACUAAUAAUCGCUCUAGCUGGUAAUGAUGAUGUGAAAAGACAGUUGGUGAAGAGUGGAAUCGUGCCGAUUGUAGUUUCACUAUUAUCACGUCACACGAGUAACCCAACAGCGGCGGCGUUGAUACUUAAGUGUAUAGCUGCGUUAUCCCUCCGCGAGCCUGAACACAGCAAACAAUUUCUAGAAAACGGCGUCGCUGAAGCCGUCGUUGAGUGUCUGAAGGUGCAUCAAAAUAACGCUAAUGUGCAGAAAAACGGCUGCUGGGCCAUUCGUAACAUGGUGGCGAGAUGCAAAGAACACAACUCCAAGUUCCACGAGCUAGGCAUCCAGGCUAUAUUGGAUAAAUCCUACGAUAUGUUCGGGAAAGAGUUUGGAUUUGACAUCAAGUCAGCGCUGAGAGAUUUGGAGUGUGACGUCAAGUUGGACGAGCAAUGGACCGGCAAAGGAGUUGAGAUAGACCAAUAGACGGGAAAAGACGAGCAGACGAGACGCAAAAGACUCAUAGGGAAGACUUAACACUAAUAAAAUAUACGCUUUUAUGCAAUGAUAAAAUAACUUGGAUCUUGGAGCUCAAAAUUCAAGAUAAAGUUUAGUUAAUGGGCUGACUCAUCGGCAAAAACAAAAUUACAUAAAACUUUUGUAGUAUUCAGUAUUCACUGCUAAAUUUUGCAAUAGAUUUAAGUACUGUUAUCAAACGAUCAAAACUAAAAGGCUGCUACAUGGCAAAAUCAUUAUUAUUUAUUUAUCGCUAAUGGCUAGGAUGUAUUAAAUGCUAUAUUUUAAAACUUUUUGAUCGUUUGGCAAAACUGGAGGGGGAAGACGCAAUUGUUCAAUUUUUAGGUGAGGCGGAGGAAUAGCUCCGCGCUAUUGGCAGAUCGCGAUCACACGGUGACACGUUAUUGGUAGCUUUUGUGUGUUAGUGGACAGCGCGAGAAUGUAAGGCUGCGUUUCCACUGAAGCGGAGCGGAGCUUAGCGAUGCCGA
Messenger RNA from Aricia agestis (brown argus), 2119 nucleotides. RefSeq names its product armadillo repeat-containing protein 6 homolog. Gene Ontology annotation, biological process: hematopoietic progenitor cell differentiation. The transcript is spliced from 9 exons. Bases 213 to 1601 code for a protein of 462 amino acids. The record is from RefSeq and is a predicted model, not a curated record. Lineage: Eukaryota; Metazoa; Arthropoda; Insecta; Lepidoptera; Lycaenidae. Gene Ontology annotation, molecular function: protein binding.